AACGUCAAUCACCAGUAUAGUACGAGAUCGAGUUAAUUGACUUUUGUAUUCUAUUGUCACUUAUUUAUGAUAUGAUAGCGAUAAAUAUGUAGACGAUCAAAUUAUCUUGGUCUAAAUAAAAUUACCCUCACUUUCAGUAUAUGUGAUAUCAGUACACUAUUAAGUUGUGCGUGGUAAAGUAAUAAUACAAGCCUCAACGCGAUGCUUUCGUUUUUUAAAAAAAAGAAAAGUGUCAAGACUGCGGAUACAAAUGAGAAUGAAAACGUCGAAAUGCCCAGUGAUAACCCCGUGCUAUCCGCUUUGGAUUUAGGGGAACCACCAGAAGAAGUCCUGGAUUACGCAAGGAACGAGAUUAAUGAAGAUCCCGAUACGAGAGUGCAGAUAAUAGAGGACUUCAGAGAUCUCAUAUACGAGCGUGGAGAAAUCGAGCCGCACAGAACCGAUGACGCUUUCCUACUACGAUUUCUUAGGGUAAAGAAGUUUAACAUUCGACAUGCUUAUAAGUUGAUACGCAACUAUUACGAAUUUAAAGAAGCCAACUCGGAAUUCUUUGAAAACGUAGAUUUGGAGCAUCUCCAGUCAGUCGGCGACGCUGGCGUUAUAACUGUGCCACCGUAUAGAGACCAGACUGGUCGACGAGUACUUCUCUAUCGCUUAGGCUUAUGGGAUCCGAAACAAUUUACCACCACCGAGCUGUUUCAAGCGACAAUGUUAAUUCUGGAAUUGGCAAUUUUAGAACAGCGCGCGCAAAUUCUGGGAGGAAUAGCCAUGUUUGAUCUCGGCGGACUAACUAUGCAACAUUUCUGGCACAUGAGUCCUGUAAUUGCUAAGCAAAUUUUUGAUAUUAUGGUGACUUCGUUUCCGAUGAGAAUCGAAUGUGUACACAUCGUAAAUCAGCCGUGGAUUUUUGAAAUGAUUUUCAACUUCUUUAAACCAUUUUUGAAUGAUCAGAUGAGAGCGAGAGUCAAAAUUCACGGAGAGAACAUGGAGUCGUUACAUGAGGAUAUCGAGCCACAAUUUCUACCUAAAAGGUAUGGAGGUGUUCAUCCAGAUUAUAAUUACACCGAUUGGAUAGACUAUUUUAACGCAACCGAACAAAUCGGCAAAGAAUUGAAGUCUUUAGGGUAUACUGCGAGAGUAGUAGAAGACGACGGGGAUAGAUAAUGGCACCAACUAUAAAUAAUUUUAUAGUAUUUUUGUAUAUUUUGUAAAUUUAUAAACACAUAAUGUAGCUGUAGAUAUACCCAUGUGAUAUUGACAAUGAAUAAGGAUAAUCAAUGUCUAAAAAUAAAAGUACAUAUUUUAAUUAA
Photinus pyralis (common eastern firefly) is the source of this 1310-nucleotide messenger RNA. Its product is annotated as clavesin-1-like. The record is from RefSeq and is a predicted model, not a curated record. The coding region runs from base 202 to 1164 and encodes 320 amino acids. The transcript is spliced from 6 exons. Gene Ontology annotation, molecular function: phosphatidylinositol bisphosphate binding. Gene Ontology annotation, cellular component: membrane. Lineage: Eukaryota; Metazoa; Arthropoda; Insecta; Coleoptera; Lampyridae.